UGGGCUUCUCUCUGGUGAUGCAGGACAUACAAUACAAUUUGCCUAGAAAUCUAAAGAGAUUAACAAAUCUCCAGCCAGAAGGUCAAAAUGGCAUGUGCUUCCCUACUUCCACCUGCUGCAAGAAGGCUAGAAGGCAAGGUGGCAUUGAUCACAGGAGGUGCCAGGGGCAUUGGUGAGUGCAUUGCAAGAGUCUUUUGCAAGCACGGAGCUAAAGUUAUCAUUGCUGACAUUCAAGAUGAAUUAGGCCAAUCCGUAUGCAAAGAUAUUGGUCUUGCAGUUGCAUCCUUCGUGCAUUGCGACGUAGUCAAAGAAUCUGAUGUCGAAAUUGCAGUCAACACCGUAAUCUGCUUACAUGGAAAGCUCGAUAUAAUGGUAAACAAUGCUGUUGUCAUUGACGACCCCAAACCAAGCAUCUUAGAGAAUAAUGUGGCUGAUUUUGAGCGUGUCAUUAGCGUUAACUUGACAGGCGUUUUCUUGGGAACUAAGCAUGCGGCUCGAGUAAUGAUUCCUGCAAGAAAAGGCAGCAUAAUUUCACUGGGUAGCGUUUCAUCAAGUGUCGGUGGGGUUGCUUCUCAUGCAUACACGAGUUCAAAGCAUGCCAUUUUAGGACUCACCAAAAACGUCGCAGCAGAGCUCGGGAGGUUUGGGAUUCGAGUGAACUGCUUAUCUUCCUACUUCAUUGCAACAGAGUUGGCUAUUAAUUUCUUCAAGCUGGAUACAGAUGAACGCUCUCGUGUUUAUUCUAACCUGAAAGGGGUCGUUCUUCAACAGGAAGAUGUGGCUGACGCUGCACUGUACCUGGGUUCUGACGAGUCCAAGUAUGUGAGUGGGCACAAUCUUGCAGUGGACGGAGGUUUUACCACUAUCAAUCCAGCUUUUGGCUUGUUUGCGUCAUCUCAGUAGAUUUUCUCGUCAGCUUUGAUGCUUCAUUGCCAGCUAGUUCACAGGGUCGAAGCUUUUCUAGUUAAACUUAUGCCGCUUUACUUCCUUGCCCGAGAUGCUCAUUUGAAAAAGUAGAGUUUAUCUUUUCCUGAUAAACAGCAGUGUCAUUUUAGUAGAUAUGGUAUUGUCACCAUCAAUAAGUAGAAAAUAUUGUUAAUAACGGCGUCGUCCCUGGAUACUGUUACCAUCAGAGGACUGAAGAAUAAAAAUUUCAAGAGUACUUUUGUUUUA
Messenger RNA from Theobroma umbraticum, 1173 nucleotides. RefSeq names its product borneol dehydrogenase, mitochondrial-like. Gene Ontology annotation, molecular function: oxidoreductase activity. Lineage: Eukaryota; Viridiplantae; Streptophyta; Magnoliopsida; Malvales; Malvaceae. The record is from RefSeq and is a predicted model, not a curated record.